UCCUCCAGUCUGAACCCUUGGAUGCGGGUCACUUGCCAGAGGAGGAUUUUUUUUCUGCCUCUCUGUUUUUUAUACUUCCUUCUCGGGCAAGAAGGCUGGUGUAAUAGAAACCAGACACAAGCCAGAAUGUGAGGCAUUCACAGCGGUGAGACCUCCCUUCUACACAGAGUGGGAAAACAGGAGAAAUAGGAAGUCUAGUCUAAUAAGUUCCUACGUUGUUUCUCGUUUCUGGUAUUUUGGAAGUUAUCAAUAAGACGGAAAAGGCCAGGACAUUAGGAUGGAAGUGGUAUUCUGUGGAUCAGACUGUGCAGGGGAUAUGUAGAGAGAGCAGAGGAGACCUUCAGGAUGGGAAAUGCAUGUGCAACUUUUCCAGAUUCUAGUUGAAAAGCUUGUAAGAGCAACAUGAGCUGGAGCUUUCUCACUCGUCUCCUGGAAGAGAUCCACAACCACUCCACCUUCGUGGGGAAAGUGUGGCUGACUGUGCUUAUCAUCUUCCGCAUUGUGCUCACGGCAGUUGGAGGUGAGUCCAUCUACUCCGACGAGCAGACCAAGUUCACCUGCAACACCAAGCAGCCCGGCUGUGACAACGUAUGCUAUGAUGCCUUUGCUCCUCUCUCGCACGUCCGCUUCUGGGUCUUCCAGAUCAUCAUGAUCUCCACUCCCUCUAUCAUGUACAUGGGUUAUGCCAUCCACAAGAUAGCCCGAACUUCAGAGGAGGAGCGCAGGAAGCAGAUUAGGCUCCUAAAAAAGCCACCUCCUCACUCCAGAUGGAGAGAAAGUCACCACCUGGAGGAUGUCUUAGAAGAGGAGGAAGAUGAUGAUGCUGAGCCCAUGAUUUACGAAGAUACACUGGAGGUGCAGGAAGCCAAGGCUGUGCCAGUAAACACUAGCAAAGACCCGCAAAAGCAUGAUGGCCGCCGAAGAAUUAUGCAAGAAGGACUGAUGCGAAUCUAUGUUCUUCAACUCAUGUCCCGAGCUAUUUUUGAAAUCGCUUUCCUCGCUGGACAGUAUCUCCUUUAUGGUUUUCAAGUUAGUCCUUCGUAUGUAUGCAACAGGGUCCCCUGCCCACACAGAGUGGACUGUUUUAUCUCUAGGCCCACAGAGAAAACAAUCUUCCUCCUCAUCAUGUACGUGGUAAGCUGUCUUUGUCUGGUGCUAAAUGUGUGUGAGAUGCUUCACUUGGGAAUUGGUACUUUUCGGGACACCCUUCGCCUGAAGAGGAGCCGGGGCCGACGGACGUCCUAUGGCUUCCCGUUCUCACGCAACAUUCCAGCUUCUCCUCCGGGGUACAACCUUGUGAUGAAGACAGACAAACCUAGCAGGAUCCCCAACAGCCUCAUCACUCACGAGCAGAACAUGGCCAAUGUGGCCCAGGAGCAGCAAUGCACCAGCCCAGACGAGAACAUCCCCUCUGAUCUGGCAAGCCUACACCGUCACCUACGGGUAGCCCAAGAGCAGCUUGAUAUGGCCUUUCAAACAUAUCAAACCAAAAACAACCAGCAAGCCUCCAGAACCAGUAGUCCUGUAUCUGGGGGCACAAUGGCAGAGCAAAAUCGAGUCAAUACAGUCCAGGAGAAACAAGGAGCCAGGCCAAAGUCAGCCACAGAGAAGGCUGCAACCAUUGUGAAAAAUGGAAAGACCUCUGUCUGGAUCUAGAGAUAAAUAUCAUUUGGUAAAUUAACAGUAAAAACUUUUAAGUCUCCAGGACUGCACUAUGACACAGCUGGAGCUGGAUGUGUCUGUGUGAGAUGCGACCUUGGACAAUAACAACUGAGAAUUUCAAUCACACUAUUUGAAGGUGUACAGUGCACAGUGGGCCUAGUUUUUUGGAAAUAAUUAAAAACACACACACACAUACACACACAUAAAGAAACGAUCAUAUCCAGUAUCAUGAAUCUUCUUUGUUACUGUAGUGUGUCAUUUUGUGCUUUUCAUAGCUUUUGGACAUGGUUAACAUAUGCUUACUUAGUUAAACAUCUCUAAUUCUAGCUAAGAUGUCAAAGUAUAAACAGACUGCUUCAAGCUAUUUAUCUCAGCUACCCUUGACUGCCGCUGAACUGGAUUCAUUUGAAGGAAUUUAGCUUUGAAAGUGUGUGAUUGCGCCCUCAAUCCAAAUUUGAAAAUGCAGUGCAAAACAUUCUACCAUUGCACAAUGACUCAUUUCUGGAGAAGGAUGAUUGCUGAUUCUUGUUGGAAAGAUGCAUGUUUAAUAUUUGGGGAAGUACUUUCGGAUGUAGUGUGGAUGUGUAUUGCUGGAAGCAGAUUAAACAUGAAAUAUUUUGAUAAAGAUAAUGAAACAGGGCUGUGUCACUGUAGGCUCUUCUGGUUAACAUCUGCUCCGUGUGAUGAUCUUCAGUCAUUGCGUGCAAAGCUUUUAUCUACUCUAUAUUUUUUCCAAAACCUUGUAGUGUCACAUUUGAAGGGGAAGAGGUAAGUGAAUAGAAAAUCAGAUUAUUUUCUAAACUAAAUAUUGAUUUUCUGCAAUCUGAAGCAGAUGAUGCAUGCUUUUUAACUGGGAACACACUGUAUACACAUAGCUAGACUACAGUAGAAAUCCCAUCCUUAGCUAUUCAAUUAGCUCUACAUUUAUCUUAUGUUAAGGCAUGUUAAGUCUUGAAGAUGAGCAUUUUAGUUUUUCUGUCAUUGAAGCAGUAUGUUUCUAAAAUUGAUUUCAGUGUAAAAUUAAAUCCUGCCUUCACUGUUGUCAUACUCCAAAGUGCCUCAAACUUUAAAGACUGUUCUAGUAUUUUAUUCAUGAAGAAAUAAACUUAUUUGAAACCUC
Messenger RNA from Thunnus maccoyii (southern bluefin tuna), 2782 nucleotides. It is a transcript of the gene gjc2, whose product is annotated as gap junction protein gamma 2. The coding region runs from base 403 to 1656 and encodes 417 amino acids. Gene Ontology annotation, cellular component: connexin complex. Lineage: Eukaryota; Metazoa; Chordata; Actinopteri; Scombriformes; Scombridae. The record is from RefSeq and is a predicted model, not a curated record. The transcript has 2 exons. Gene Ontology annotation, biological process: cell communication.